Messenger RNA from Loa loa (African eye worm), 255 nucleotides. RefSeq lists its product as hypothetical. The transcript has a single exon. NCBI's taxonomy places the organism in Eukaryota, Metazoa, Nematoda, Chromadorea, Rhabditida, Onchocercidae. The coding region runs from base 97 to 255 and encodes 52 amino acids. The record is from RefSeq and is a predicted model, not a curated record.
CUCCGUCUUCCACUCACAAAAAUCAAAAGGAUCAAACUCAUAUUGAAAAGCAAGAGAACAAGAAUUUCCAAGGAAAUCUUGUGUACACUUACGAGAAUGCCAAGACCAGGUAUGCUUUGGAAACAAGCUUGUGAACAUCUGCACGAUCCAACAGUUACCGAAAAAGUGGACAGAACAUUAAAUGGCAAUGGCAUGAUGUCGCCAAGAGAUAUAAAUAAUAAGAAAUGUGCUCGUGAUGCACGAAAAAGAAUUUAA